Molecule: messenger RNA, 1085 nt
Organism: Patiria miniata (bat star)
Lineage: Eukaryota; Metazoa; Echinodermata; Asteroidea; Valvatida; Asterinidae
Exons: 2
Coding region: 67-489 (140 amino acids)
Source: RefSeq, a predicted model, not a curated record
CAUGUCUUUACUGAUUUAAUUUGUUCAGAGAAAACAUCCGAAUCCGAUGCGGGAACUACGUGUGAAAUGUCGAUUCAGAGCUAUAGGUUAACGUCGCGCCAUUUUGAGGCACCAGUAGAGCGAUUGGAAUUUGCUUUCAGUACCGUUGCACCACUCGCUACAUUGCAUCUGAAGAAUGCCGAUGGCCUGCAGCUGUACACAAUCGAGCUGCACCCCAAUACAGGGACUUUACAACUGUCGAACCAUGAUGGCAGCGCCGAUGACUUUGAGCAAAUCGUGGGAGAGGACGGAAACUUCCCACCUCGCCUCUGGGUGACGUACAAUAACUGCGAGAUCAAGGUGGGCGUCCACAGAAGCAGCGACCCGAGGGUGAGCCUUCAGCAGGAUGCCGCGAGUGAACCUCGUGAAAUCUGGAUCAUUGACCUCUCCGCGGAUGUAUAUUGGCAGAUCUUCAAGCCAUGUCCCAGUUUCAACAUUCCACCACGGUAAAAGCCACAUUUUGCAUAUCACGCUCCCAUUGAUGGAUUUCGUCAGCACAAAAUUUGAUGUUGAAUAUUUUAGGACAAAAGGGAACUUAAUUUCCCCUGGGCCCUAUCCUAACAAAGUGUCAAAGCUAUCGCUGAACUGUUGCCUUAAGUAAACUAGUCCAGUCCAAUGUUUUAGGCCUGCACCAUUAUGUGCGAAUGGGGGCGCUACUACGACAACAUUGGGAAGGCGCAAACAGUAAAAUAUCAGCUUAUUAAUGCAAUUUUGCAGAAAUCUGAUUUAGGGCCUACAGUGCAGGCGUUGCAUGAAGACUAGCGUAUCAGUGAAGGAACAUUUUCAGUGAGGUACAUUUUAGAUUAAUACGCGUCAAAACUGCAACACGGCAAAAGCGCCUCAGUUUUGAGGAAGCAGCAGUAUGGCUUUUGUUAAUACAAAAGGGCACUUAUAAAAGCGUUUAAACCUAAAUAUGGUGUCUUAUUAUUUUCACAAGUAAGGAAGAACGGAUCCGUUUUAUUAUUUUAAGAGAAAAAUCCAUGGCAUAGUCGAAACAAUGACACAUGUAAGCUCAUAUAUAAUGUAAGCAUGGUCGCGUUUGAACA